Molecule: messenger RNA, 2011 nt
Organism: Bursaphelenchus okinawaensis
Lineage: Eukaryota; Metazoa; Nematoda; Chromadorea; Rhabditida; Aphelenchoididae
Source: the annotation of a GenBank genome assembly
AUGAGUAAAGAGAUCAAGGAGAGAUGGAAAUUAAAUAAUUACGUAAGUUGACAAUACCAAAAAUUAGGCCUAGGGAUAUUAUAAGUAAGAAAAGGGGGCUUAAGUUUAGUAGGUUUAGCCGUAGAGCUUUAGUAGUUUUAGACUUAAGUAUAUUGUGAUCAGACUUAAUAGGCUUAGUGUUAAAGUAGGUAUAUUGUGACUAAACUUAAUAGGCUUAGUGUUACAGCAAGUAUAUUGUGAUUAAACUUAAUAGGCUUUGUUUUACAGUAGGUAUAUUAUGAACAAACUUAAUAGGCUUAGUUUUCAAGUUGUAGUUAAUUCGAAUAAACUAACACUUAACAUCUUUUAGAUAUGGCAAGAAGUUGUGAAUGUAAUACCGGAUAUUGAUACAAUUGCUGCAUUAGCAACUGUCAACAAGUAUUUCUAUAAAAUUGUUGGCAUUGACUUUAAGACUCGUUGUAUUCAAAACGGUAUCUAUCGAUUGCCAAGAGAACUAUGGUCUGAGGCCUUUUCACAGUAAGUUUUACAACCUUUUUAAACUAAAUGUUUUAUAUUUUCAUAUUAUAUCUUGAUUUUUUACAUUAUGCAUAGUUAAUUUUAUUUAUAUUUUUUAGUGUUUGUCGACGGUUUGACAACCACUACUACAAUUUGUUUGCCUCACCGAGGCUUAGCCAGAACACGAGUCGGAUAUCGGCAAUAUUGAACAAUGAGGUCAUUGUCACUACAAUCGAUUUUAAUCGCCAUUUCAUUCAGACUUUCAAAAUAAGGGGUUAUGCAUAUCACCUAAAGUUGUACAACAAAGGAACAAGGUUCAUAUUACGGGUGAGUUUAAAGUGUUUAAUGGUUGUCUAUUGUGUUUGUUUCUACAUGGUUUGCUUCUUAGUUCUAGUAGGUUUAGGCACGGUAUGCUUAUAUUCCCUAGACUGACGCUUAGUAGGCUUAAGCUUUUUGGUCUUAGCGCAGAUUUGUUAGGCUUGAGCUCUUAGAGAUGCAUUUUAGGCAUAUAUAAUCUGUACGCUCUGUUACUUUUGUAUAUGUUAUUUUUAUAAUUUAAUGUGUAUGCCCUGUUCCUUUUGUAUAUGUUAUGUUAUUUUUAUAAUUUAAUGUGUAUGCCCUGUUCCUUUUGUAUAUGUUAUGUUAUUUUAUAAUUUAGCCUGCUUUUGAUGGCUUUCUGCGUGUCUAUGAUGUGGAGUCCCGAAAACUACUAUGGGAGCAUCCGAUAGAUUAUUUGGAGAAAAAGCGUCGUAUCUGCAUUAUGUCCGACUUUUGUAUUUAUGACAAACGUACCAAAGAAGUCUAUGAUCCAUACGCCUUAAAAGCGCACAAGAUUGACAUCAAAGACGUUGUUGGGUUUAAGUGUGCAUACAAUGACUAUCACGACUACUACUUUUCAUUUCAUGUGAAACCGUUUGAUGCAGAACGUGAAGUAGUAGUGAUGAAUGUGAGGACAAAAAAGUUAUCUUGCUUUCCGGUACAACAUGUUUUUUGUGAUGAAAUUAGUCGUGGAAAUUGCGACGACAAAGUAAUGCCUGCUACAGAAUGCGUAUUAAUUUUUGAUAGUAAGUUUUUGUGGCACUAUUAUUUGUAAACAAACUUCUUAGCUAUUUUUUGUAAUGCUCAAUUAAAAAAAUUAGCAGAGCCGGACAGUUACCAGUCUUUCCCGAAAAAAAUGUUACAAAACUGCACGGUACAGUGGAAUAAAAAGGGUGCGAUUUUUGCCAGAGACUGCACCGUGCAGCUGUAGCACUCUGCGGAGAGACUGAUAAUUUUAAUGUUUUAAAGUUCUUGGUAUUUGAACAAGAGGUACCAUGCUCGGUUUUUUUAAAAAUUUUAUUUACGCCGCUUGGCUUUGGUUAUCAAAAAGUGGUUAUCUUUACUAUUUUCAGAUGUGACAAACGACGUUAAAAUCUACGACAUUCCAAGCGAAACUCUAAAACACAAUUUCCACUUUGAAACAACUUAUACUAAUACUUUGUUUCUAAAUGAAACAAUGUUUGUUUCUACACAAUAA